Messenger RNA from Canariomyces notabilis, 1612 nucleotides. Its product is annotated as S-adenosylmethionine-dependent methyltransferase-like protein. The coding region runs from base 387 to 1475 and encodes 362 amino acids. The transcript has 3 exons. Lineage: Eukaryota; Fungi; Ascomycota; Sordariomycetes; Sordariales; Chaetomiaceae. The record is from RefSeq and is a predicted model, not a curated record.
CACUUCGAGGUUCUCCGAGUCUCCGUUCCUCGCAUCGUGGGACCGAAGGCUCGGUGGGCCACAGCCAAAGUGGCUCCUUCCAACCACUUUGUUGUAUGCAAUGGCCCAGGGAAGUCCUAGGUAAAGCCCCAGACCCUCCCCGUAUGCCACGAUGGCAUCCUUUCCCCUGCGUGUUCUGGGGCCGGACCCGUUUCUGGAAACCCAGAGGAUUGGAUCAUUGGACUGUUCUUGUCCUGCCCGAUGCUGUUGUUGGUCGUUGACAACAGAGUCGUUUUUGUUCAGUUUUCUCUUACCUUCGUAAUACCCGCUCUUCUGAUUUUUCAGCUGCUCGCCGUCUCCCGUUCCGGCGCUCUCUUUUCUCCCUCGUUUCCCCCUUGGCACGACAAAUGAAAGGCACUGAUCUACUCGCUGCUCCUACUGUAGAGGAUGACCUCCCGCAUCUCUGGCAGAAGCCCGCCUACCCAGUUCUCCUCGAAUGCCUCAAGGAACUUCGCGUCGAGCCUCGAGUCUGGAACCUGAAGGUUUCGCGUGUAGAUAUUCUCAGGGAGCAGCAGGUCGCCACGCCUCAUGACCGCCAAGAAAUUAUCUCCUUUCUCUCCUCCAUCAUCAAGAGCAGGCUGCUGUGGCUCGACAGCGACGACGAGAGGGAGCUCAUCUGGGAGGAGGCGAGCAGGCGCAUGUCGGAACGUUGUGGGCGGACAGCAAUGGGGGAGAUUACCCGGCGAUGGCCUUUUGAGAACCCGGCCUACGGCGAGCCCUUCAGCCUGGCGAUAAGAGAGCCGCCUCUGACCGGGGACUCGCUGGGCCUCAAGACAUGGGGUUCGUCUUAUGCUCUAGCUCGGCUCCUCCACGAAUUUGCCGCCGGUCCGCUUGCGCAUUUGUUCGUUCCUGGAGCGAGUCCUGGACCGGAAGAGGUGCUUGAACUCGGAUCCGGCACCGGCCUCCUGGGGCUAGCGGCCGCUUGCAUCUGGAAAGCGAGCGUGGUCCUCACCGACCUCCCCAGCAUCAUGCCCAAUUUGAUACACAACACCUCCCUUAACCGAGACGUCGUCGAGGGAAGAGGCGGCAGAGUCGAAGCUGCUGCUUUGACCUGGGGAGGUGGUGAAGCGGACUCGAAUCCCAGAUUCAGAACCCUGCAUCGUUACCGGCUCAUCAUCGUUGCUGAUCCCCUCUAUGACGAUGAGCACCCUGCUCUCCUGGCAAGCGCCAUCGACGAGCAGCUUGCUUCCAACUCGGACGCUCGCGUCCUUGUCAUGGUUCCACAGAGGGAUGAGGCAACCAAGAGUCUCCUUGGGGACUUGAGAGAGGAGUUAGCGCGGCGAGUCACUCCGUUGGCCUGCGUUGAGGAGAGCGUUGUGGCUGGCCAAGAUGACUGGGGAGAUGAAAAUGACGAUGAGACGCAAGGAAUAAGCUUCUGGUGGGGAAUUUUUGGCAGAGUUCAGUCAACAGGAAAUUGGAUCCGAGACGAGUGGUAGGAUAGGUCUUGCGUAUGUUCUAGACUCAUAGAGAGUAUGGACUGGUAAGCAUAGAGGUAGAUGUAGAGGUAGAUGUAGAGGUAGACAUAGAGGUAGACAUAGACACCUGGGCGUAGAGCUUGAACCUAGAUAUCCUG